CAAAGCAAUUAGCGACGAUUGGCAGCUGCUUCUUCAAUUCGAGAUUCCGCUGUGAGAGAGAGAAUUUUCAUUUUCGAUUUCUCGAGCCAAAAAGAAAAAAGCUAGUGGACUAGAAAGGAGGUCUAAUAUUAGCAAACUACUGCUUACGAAGUCGAAAGAAGAAAACGGAUCGAGAAGAAAUUAAUUUUUCAUCGAUCGAGAUAUGUACGAGUGCGAUAUCGAUAUGACUAGCGACGUGAAUUGAUGCUUCGAAAGUGAGAGGAGGCGUUCGGAAGAGUAGCGGAAAUGAUGAUGCCGCCACCGCAAGUCGUGGGUGUCCUGCUGAAGAAACCAGGGCAGCAGACUCAUCCACGAUUACCUCCUCUGGAUCCACAGGAGACCAAAAUUAAAGGCGAGCUAUAUGUGGAAGAUCUCAGCGAAAGAAGAACAGUUUCCAUCAGGAUGGGCUGGCUAUGGGUCGAAGGUACUCCGAUGAGGUUACCAUUGAGAGCAUUAAAUCUUCGUCAGGCACCACCGAGCCUCUGUCAACCUCACACAUUUGCUCUCGGUUUUACCUUGAGCGAUUCAGAGAGUCGUUCGCUCGCCACCUUUUGGGCUGACACGGAACCGAUCUAUUGGUCUUGGGUCAGAGCGAUUGCGGCCGAAUUAGUCCGACAAACGCCGUUUCGCGCUCAACGAUGCUUGAACUUCCUGGAGAUAUUGACCAUUUGUCCGAGAGGUCCGGUUCCAUUGCCAGACAGUCCGACGGAGACGAGAAGGCGAUCUCGCAGUGAAUUACGUUGCUGGCCAAGCGAUUCACCGACGGAGAAGAUGGCGUUGUGCACGACGACGAUCCUUGACGAUUCCAGGAGGAGGGCAAGGAGUGAAUUACGCGGUUGGUCCAGUAGUAACUCGAGCGACGAAGACCUGUUGGGAGAAUUUCGAAGCAUACCCACUGUGAUAAGCAACAAGGACCAACCGGUCAGUAGAGCGUGGGGUUGCAGCGAAAGCAGCGAGGGUAGCGACGACAGUCUCCCUUGGGGUGGCAUAUGCCGGUCGAGCGAUACAGUGGACUCCCGCAGCGUCCCUUUACCGGAACCAGAAACAAGAGAACAGAGGAUACAGAGAUACAAAGAGGCGCGCAGACGCGAAAACGAAGCGAGAAGUCGACGAGUCCUUGAAGAGGAUGCGAGGCGGAAAGCAAGAGCCGAGGAAAACAACAACAACUUGCCGAAGAUCUACGGUAGAACCAGAAGUAGGAUUUGUUCUGUCAACGAUAACGAUGAUGCUCAUCCGACCCGUUCGCUUAAAAAGGAACUUCUUACAUCGACCGACAUACGAAAGCAAAACGAGAAUUCGAUUAUCGAUCGAUUACCUCCGCUCAAACCGAACGAGAUCUCCACAGUGAGGUUUACUGAGGAAAAUUAUCGAAACGAGGACGAUAAACGGAACAAUAAUAGUUCUAGAAGUGGAAACAACAGUCCUGGAAUACUCAGGCCGGACAUCAAUGAAAGGAGAAGUAGAGCCAGAGAGAGAAGAAUCAUUCGUGACAAGGCGCAGCUACCGCAGGUCCAGCAAUUGAUGACCGGUAUCACCAUCGCUAACGUGGAAACUCUUCGGGAACGGAAAGAGCGGCUGGCUCUCCUGUCUUCCAGAAUUCCCAUUCCCCGUCAAUUGUCGCAGCCUUGCCAAAAAUCCAUGGAUUGCCCGGCAAUUGCAUCCCCGAGUUCUCCAUCGGCCUUAACGGUACCACCUUGCGAAGAGGAUGUUGCCAAACUUUUGGAGCGAUGUCAGAGGGUAGACAAAUACGUGCCGGUGCGGGAGAAGCUGACUUUAUUUGAAUCUCUUUCGAGAUUAGGCGGUCGCCUGGCCAGAAGCACGGAAGAUCUUGGUCGAACAUCUUGCAAGCCCAGUCCCAAGGGCAAACAACGCGCCCGGUCUCUUCAUGAUCUCAACCGAGGCGCCAGGGCUCUACCUGUAAGAGAAAUGUGUCGAUUUUUUGAAGGCGAUCUAGAGCAAGACGCUUGCCAGAAAGCGAUGAAUCUUGCGAAAACGAGAUUUAGCGAUCCACCCGCGAAAAACACAUGGAAAGAUCCGAGUUCGAAAUACGAGGCACCAUGCAUCAGCACUUCCGUGAGAAAGAAACAUUAUUUAAAGUGAAUGCAACUAGUGAAUCGUUCUUUCAGGACAUUUCAGAGCUUAACUCUCUAAUAAGAUUUUCAA
Molecule: messenger RNA, 2202 nt
Organism: Atta colombica
Lineage: Eukaryota; Metazoa; Arthropoda; Insecta; Hymenoptera; Formicidae
Exons: 3
Coding region: 286-2139 (617 amino acids)
Source: RefSeq, a predicted model, not a curated record